AUGACUAAAAAAAGAGUUUUGGUAUCAUAUGGCGUUGAUGUCGAUGCAGUAGCAGGAUGGCUUGGGUCAUACGGAGGCGAAGACUCAUCCAACGACAUCAGUAGAGGCUAUUUUGCUGGAACAGUUGGAGUACAGCGCGUAUUAAAACUGCUUAAAAAAUACGACAUCAAGGCAACAUGGUUCAUUCCGGGCCACAGCCUGGAGACUUUCCCCGAUGAAAUGGCCGCUGUUCGGGACGCUGGACAUGAAAUUGGCCUGCACGGAUAUUCUCAUGAGAAUCCCACAAGCAUGAGUAUCGAGCAACAGAGGGAGAUUUUGCACAAGACGUACUGCAUGCUUACCGAGUUUGCUGGUAAGCCCCCUCGAGGCAGCGUUGCACCUUGGUGGGAAACCAGCAAGGAGGGAGCCCAGCUUCUGCUUGACUAUGGCAUUGAGUAUGAUCAUAGCAUGAGCCACCAUGACUGCCAGCCGUACUACCUGCGAACUGGGGACUCGUGGACCAAGAUAGACUAUACCAAGAAGCCGAGUGACUGGAUGCACCCUUGUGUAAAGGGUGAAGAGACCGGCUUGGUUGAGAUACCCGCGAACUGGUACCUCGACGAUUUACCUCCCAUGAUGUUCAUCAAAAACGCCCCUAAUAGUCACGGAUUCGUGAAUGCAAGAGAUGUGGAGGACAUUUGGCGAGACCACUUUGAUUACUUUUAUCGCGAGUACGACGAGUUCAUCUUUCCAUUGACGAUACAUCCAGAUGUAUCUGGUCGUCCACAUGCCUUGCUGAUGCAUGAGAGGCUCAUUGAGCAUAUGAAGCAGCACGAGGGUGUCGAGUUCGUAACUAUGGAGCAGAUUUGUGAUGAGUUCAAGUCCAAGAACCCCCCUGCUCCAGGAGCCAUAUUGCCAGCCGAAGCUGGUCAUAUGCUUAAACAGUAG
This is a messenger RNA of Pochonia chlamydosporia 170, 927 nucleotides long. Its product is annotated as polysaccharide deacetylase. NCBI's taxonomy places the organism in Eukaryota, Fungi, Ascomycota, Sordariomycetes, Hypocreales, Clavicipitaceae. The record is from RefSeq and is a predicted model, not a curated record. Gene Ontology annotation, molecular function: hydrolase activity, acting on carbon-nitrogen (but not peptide) bonds. The transcript is spliced from 4 exons. Gene Ontology annotation, biological process: carbohydrate metabolic process. The coding region runs from base 1 to 927 and encodes 308 amino acids.